Messenger RNA from Fonsecaea multimorphosa CBS 102226, 5289 nucleotides. RefSeq lists its product as uncharacterized. The transcript is spliced from 3 exons. Bases 1 to 5289 code for a protein of 1762 amino acids. Lineage: Eukaryota; Fungi; Ascomycota; Eurotiomycetes; Chaetothyriales; Herpotrichiellaceae. Gene Ontology annotation, cellular component: RNA polymerase II, core complex. Gene Ontology annotation, biological process: transcription by RNA polymerase II. Gene Ontology annotation, molecular function: DNA binding. The record is from RefSeq and is a predicted model, not a curated record.
AUGGCGAGCCUCAAUUUCCCUUACUCGAGCGCGCCUCUGCGCACAGUCGAGGAGAUUCAAUUUGGCCUCUUUUCCGCCAAGGAGACCGAGCGCCUCGCGGUCAUCGACAUCGAAUAUCCUGAGACGAUGGAUGAGCAACGCCUCAGACCUCGCGAAAAAGGUCCGAACGAUCCUCAUCUCGGAACAAUCGAUCGCAAUUUCAAAUGCAGUACUUGUGAAGAGAACAUGGCCGAGUGCCCUGGUCACUUUGGUGUCAUCAAGCUUGCAACUCCAGUCUAUCACUAUGGCUUUAUGAACAAAGUCAAGAAGAUCUUGGAGACGGUCUGCCACAACUGUGGCAAGAUCAAGGCGCUUGAUACCGAAGAGUUUCGACAUGCCAUCUCGAUUCGAGACCGAAAGCGUCGCUUUGAUGCAGUGUGGCGACUCAGCAAGCCCCGAAAUGUUUGCGAAGCCGAUCCUAUCGAAGACCCCGACCAGCCUCUGAAAGGACCUCCUCAGCCAAAGCAUGGCGGUUGUGGCAAUGCCCAACCUGACAUCAGAAGAACUGGAUUGCAGUUGUGGGCGACCUGGAAGCCACGAAAAGGCGAAGACGAUGAGGAUGUGACCCCCGACAAGAAACGAAUCUUUCCGCAGGAUGCUCUCAACACCUUCCGUACCUUGACUGACGAGACCUUGGACAUGAUGGGUCUCAGCCUUGAUUAUGCCCGCCCUGAGUGGAUGAUCUUGUCUGCGCUCCCCGUGCCUCCUCCACCGGUCCGACCCAGUAUCAGCGUUGACGGUAGCGGUCAAGGGCAACGCGGUGAAGACGACCUCACGUUCAAGCUCGGUGACAUUAUUCGUGCCAAUCAAGCAGUUUUACGAACUGAAGUUGACGGCACACCCGACCAUAUCAAGGUUGAUCUUUGUGAUCUCCUUCAGUAUCACAUUGCCACAUACAUGGACAACGAGAUCGCUGGACUCGACAAAGCGCAGCACAAGAGUGGUCGACCCAUCAAGUCAAUCCGUGCUCGCCUCAAGGGGAAAGAAGGCAGACUGCGCCAGAACUUGAUGGGAAAGCGUGUCGACUUCUCUGCUCGUACUGUCAUCACUGGUGACCCCAACCUUUCUCUGGACGAAGUUGGUGUUCCACGAAGCAUUGCUCGCACCCUGACCUACCCAGAAAGAGUCACGCCCUUCACAAUUGACCGGCUGAGACGCCUCGUUGCGAAUGGGCCCAAUGACCAUCCAGGCGCGCGUUAUGUCAUUCGCGACACUGGAGAGCGUAUCGAUCUGCGACACCACAAGCGCGCUGGAGAGAUGACUCUUCAGUAUGGCUGGAUUGUCGAGCGCCACAUCCAGGAUGGCGAUGUCAUUCUCUUCAAUCGUCAACCAUCCCUUCACAAGGAGUCUAUGAUGGGUCAUCGUGUCCGAGUCAUGCCCUAUUCCACCUUCCGGCUCAACCUUUCUGUCACUACGCCUUACAAUGCCGAUUUCGACGGCGAUGAGAUGAACUUGCACGUUCCUCAGAGUGAAGAGUCGCGCGCUGAGCUCGCCAAUCUCUGCAUGGUACCUCUCAACAUCGUGUCACCACAACGCAAUGCUCCUCUAAUGGGUAUUAUCCAAGACACCCUUUGCGGUAUCUACAAGAUUUGCCGUCGUGAUGUGUUCUUGACACGAGAUCAAGUCAUGAACGUCAUGCUAUGGGUUCCUGACUGGGAUGGGGUGAUUCCUCAACCAGCUAUCAUCAAGCCUACGCCUCGCUGGACGGGGAAACAGAUGAUUAGCAUGGUGCUCCCACCUGCUCUCAACCUCGAGAGGCUCGAUGCCAAGGGCGAAGACCCGUAUGUACCAACCAAUGACACUGGUCUCAUGGUUCUUGAGGGCAGUCUUAUGUUCGGCUUGUUCAGCAAGAAAUUUGUCGGUACUAGUGCUGGCGGCAUCAUUCACACAAUUGUCAACGAGUUCGGGCAUGACACUGCACGGGCUUUCUUCAAUGGCGCACAAACUGUGGUCAACUACUGGCUUCUACACAACGGCUUCAGUAUCGGUAUUGGUGACACAGUACCCGACCCUGACACUGUCCAAAAGAUCCAAGACGCUGUCGAUACCAAGAAGGCAGAGGUCGAUGAUAUCACAAAGAAGGCGUACAACGAAGAGCUUGAGCCUUCCCCUGGUAUGAAUGUUCGUCAGACAUUCGAGAGUAAAGUGAUGAACUCUCUGAAUCAGGCUCGUGAUCAAGCCGGUGCCGCGACAGAAAACAGUUUGAAAGAUCUCAACAACGCUAUCACCAUGGCUCGUGCGGGUUCAAAAGGCUCUACUAUCAACAUUGCUCAGAUGACUGCUAUUGUUGGUCAGCAGGCUGUGGAAGGCAAACGUAUCCCCUUCGGUUUCAAAUACCGCACUCUGCCUCAUUUCGCGAAAGACGAUUACUCUGCUCCUUCGAGAGGCUUCGUUGAGAACUCCUAUCUUCGUGGAUUGACUCCCACAGAGUUCUUCUUCCACGCCAUGGCUGGUCGCGAGGGUCUUAUCGAUACUGCUGUCAAGACCGCCGAAACGGGCUAUAUCCAACGUCGGCUCGUCAAAGCUCUUGAGGAGGUCACUGUCAAAUAUGAUUCCACUGUCCGUGAUUCACGUGGUAACGUGGUUCAGUUCAUCUACGGUGAGGAUGGCCUGGAUGGUGCUCAUAUUGAGAACCAAAAGGUCGAUAUCAUCACCAUGUCAGACAAAGCCUUCAACGACCGCUAUCUGGUAGACAUUAUGAGCGGGGAUAUCUCCAUGUGGAAGGGCAGACUGCUUCAGGCAAGAGAGCUACAAGGUGAUACCGAACUGCAAGAGAUGUUUGACGAAGAGUAUGAAGCUCUGCGAAAGUCUCAAGAUUUCCUGCGAAAGAUGGGCAAAGGCACCGAAGACUCAAUGCAGUUGCCUCUCAACAUCGGACGUAUCAUCGACCAAGCUCAGAAGAAUUUCAAGAUUCGCCGUGGCGACAAAACCGACCUUGAUCCCCGUCAUGCGCUUAAUGCAGUCAAGCAGUUACUGGAAAGACUUGUUGUCGUCCGUGGAGAGGACCCAAUCUCGAAAGAAGCCCAAGACAACGCAACGCUCCUGCUGAAGGCGCAACUCCGCUCCCGGCUGGCGUACAAGCGGCUUGUUCUUGAGCAUGGUGUCAACAGAUUGGCUUUUGACAAUAUUGUCGGAGCCGUUGAGAGUCGGUUCAUUGCUGCACAUGCAAAUCCGGGCGAGAUGGUUGGAGUUCUAGCUGCCCAGUCCAUCGGUGAACCUGCGACCCAGAUGACUCUGAAUACUUUCCACUUCACUGGUGUGUCGGCGAAGAACGUUACUCUGGGUGUGCCUCGUCUCAAGGAAAUCUUGAAUGUCUCCCAGAACAUUCGAACUCCCUCAAUGACUGUGUAUCAGCUUCCAGAAAAUACUGGUGACAAGGAAGCUGCCAAGCUUCUGCGAAGCCGUGUACAGCAUACCAACUUGCGCUCCGUGGCGGAGACUUGUGAACUGUGGUACGAUCCCGAUAUUCAGAGCACUAUUAUUCCCGAGGAUCUGGAUAUGGUCGAAUCCUACUUCAUCAUUCCUGAGGACACAGAUCAAGAUCUUGCGCUACACUCCAAGUGGCUGCUUCGUGUCACCCUCAGCCGUGCGAGACUUCUGGACAAGGGCCUUAACAUUACAGACGUCGCGUCGAGGAUCAAAGCGACCUACGGCAAGGAUCUCUCGGUCAUCUUCAGCGAUAUCAAUGCCGACGAGCAGAUCAUUCGUAUUCGCCUUGUCCAGAAUUAUGGCAAGGAUGAGGAUGACGAGCGCAAAGAGGAUGAUGAAGUUCUCCGACGCUUCUUGAACGAAAUGCUCGACCACUUGACCUUCCACGGUGUUCCCGGCGUCUCAAGAGCCUUCAUCGACCAGAAGAGUCGUGCGAUUAUUAGCGACGACGGUUCUGUGUACAUGGCAAAGAGCGACCCUCGAUGCAAUGAAUACGUGCUUGAAACUACUGGCAGUUCUUUCGCAAAGGUUCUCGCAAUUGAAGGCGUUGACACGUCUCGCACUUAUACCAACCGUUUCACGGAAAUCUUCGAAGUCCUUGGAAUCGAAGCUACUCGUGCUGCGAUUCUGCGCGAGUUGACCCAGGUGUUGUCCUUCGAUGGUUCUUACGUCAACGCUCGCCAUUUGGGUAUUCUGUGCGAUGUGAUGACUGCACGCGGAUAUGUCAUGGCCGUCACUCGUCACGGCAUCAACAAGUCCGAUACUGGCGCACUGAUGAGAUGUUCCUUUGAACAAACUGUCGAGAUCUUGCUCGAGGCGGCAGCGGCCGGCGAAUUGGAUGAUUGCAAAGGUGUCUCUGAAAACCUGAUUCUGGGUCAACCUGCACCUGUUGGUACUGGAACGAUGGAGAUCCUUCUGGAUCAGAGCAUGCUGUCUACCGUUGUGACGGACAAUGCCAACCUUGGCCUCGGUGGUGCCAUUGGUGUCAAAGGCUCGCAGCAACUCCUCGAUGGCGCUGCUACUCCUUAUGAUUCCGGCUCGCCAAUGCAAGACAGCGGGUAUCUUGGCUCUCCAGACUACGGCGCUUCCUUCUCCCCCAUUGCAGCUUCUGGUUCGGAAACUCCAGGAGGGUUCACAGAUUACCAACCUGGAUUUGGUGGCGCUGGAGGGCUCAGUCCCUACGGUUUGCGAAGCCCUGGUGGUUACUCGCCUGCCAGUCCGUUCGGUGGUACCAGCCCAAGCUCCCCUGGCUUCUCGCCCACUGCCGGCUAUUCACCAACAUCUCCGAUGUUUGGCGCAACCAGCCCUGGCUUCGGGCCAACGUCGCCGUCCUUCUCUCCGGCAAGCCCUGCCUUUACUCCAACGUCGCCUGCGUACUCGCCAACCUCUCCUGGCUACCAAGCGUCGCCUACUUCGCCGAGCUACUCACCGACGUCACCGAAUUACUCGCCCACAUCUCCGGCUUAUGGUUCACCAACUUCUCCAAGUUACUCGCCAACCUCUCCGGCUUUCAGUCCCACAUCGCCGACGUCGCCGACGUCGCCUGUCUACAGUCCUACGUCACCGAUGUACAGCCCGACAAGUCCCAUGUAUGGCGGUAGUGGCAACAAACAGUCCCCGACGUCCCCAAGCUACUCUCCUACUUCGCCUACCUACAGCCCGACUAGCCCGACGUCCCCGACAAGCCCAUCGUAUUCUCCCACGAGUCCGAUGUACAAUGCUUCUCCAAGAAGUCCACCAACUCGGUCGACGUCCGCUACCAGUCCACAAUACUCUCCGAAUAGCCCACAAUAUUCUCCAACUUCUCCAAAAGAGGAUUGA